AUGGCCUCUCCUCCGAAACUGCCGUGUCGGUUAGGUGCCUUGAUCAAUUUCAUCCCUCUGAACGAAGAAUCGCCAAUGUCAACUCGUGGCCAGCGGCUGCCCGACAUACUUCAUCAACGAUCUAGCUUGACUUUCGGUCUUCGUGAGCGCAGAAGCUCAUGCACCAGAUCUGAUGAUGAAGCCAGGGGACCGCGCGACGAAGUGCACCGAUUAUGGCUAGGGGAUAUUGACCUACGAAGAAUGGGCUCUGUGCAUGAGAUCUUGAUGACUCCGCAGAUGAGAAGCAUGAGGUUGAUUGGGAACAGUAAUCCCAGGUACAAAUGGCAGCAAUAUUACAAAACGAAGGAGGAGCUCCAGAGCAUGAAGAAGCCCAUUCGAAAGUACUAUGAGCGGAAUAAUUUCCUAAUUACGCAAUACCUCUAUAUCGACAGGUUGCUGGACUCCUCGUUGCCGCAUUCGUUGAUACAAGAAUACAAUCAGCCAGCAAGUAUAGGGGUGCAUGUACCUCAGACCAUAUCAGAGGAGCCGCAAUCCGCACGUACCAACCAGUCCUCACAGGAUGGAAUGCUGAGUCCGAUCAUGAGUGGAGACACACAGGGACGGGUGAAGAGGACGCCAAAGAAUCUGUAUAAGCUCUCGGAUGAGAGCACACCGUUAUUGGGGGACAAUGAGUCGUAUCCAGAUAUCUGCUACGAUGAAGACGAGGGCGUCGACAGUGGAAGUCCUAUUGUGACUGUAGCCCUCUACAUCAACCUGACAGCCAACUUUGUCCUCCUCGUAGGCAAGAUUGCGGUCAUUGUAUUGACCUCUUCUCUCUCCGUCCUCGCCAGUUUAGUGGAUGCGGCGUUGGACUUCCUCAGCACCGCAAUCGUCUGGGUCACAACCAAGCUCAUUGCCCGACAGGAUCAAUACGCAUAUCCCAUUGGGAGGCGAAGACUCGAACCAGUCGGGGUGCUCGUCUUCUCGGUCAUCAUGAUUACAUCUUUCUUUCAGGUCGCGUUGGAGUGUUUCAGUCGCUUGACCUCUGGAGAUCACAGCGUUGUCGAGCUUGGGACACCGGCAAUCUGUAUCAUGGUAGGCACCGUGGUUAUCAAGGGCUUUUGCUGGAUAUGGUGUCGCCUGAUCAAGAACUCUAGUGUGCAGGCACUUGCUCAAGACGCCAUGACUGAUGUGGUGUUUAAUACCUUCAGCAUCAUUUUUCCUCUGGUUGGAUUCUACGCCAACAUAUGGUGGCUGGAUGCUCUCGGUGGCCUUCUUCUAAGCUUCUACGUCAUGUUUAACUGGGCAUCCACUUCGUCGGAGCACAUCCGAAAUCUGACGGGGGCUGCUGCCACGGCUGAUCAAAGGAACGUGCUCCUCUACCUUACCAUGCGCUUCGCAAAGUCAAUCAAGUACAUCCAAGGCUUACAAGCCUACCAUGCAGGCGACAAACUGAACGUGGAGGUAGAUAUCGUGCUAGACGAAGACACAAGUCUCAAGGAUAGUCACGAUUUGAGUGAAAGCUUGCAGUAUGUUUUAGAGAGCGUGCCGACAGUGGAUCGAGCCUUCGUUCAUACGGAUUACUUGGCUGUAAACUUGCCUAGUCACAUGAACCAGCAGGAAUGA
Messenger RNA from Endocarpon pusillum Z07020, 1605 nucleotides. RefSeq lists its product as uncharacterized. Gene Ontology annotation, biological process: monoatomic cation transport; transmembrane transport. The transcript has a single exon. The record is from RefSeq and is a predicted model, not a curated record. Lineage: Eukaryota; Fungi; Ascomycota; Eurotiomycetes; Verrucariales; Verrucariaceae. Gene Ontology annotation, molecular function: monoatomic cation transmembrane transporter activity. Gene Ontology annotation, cellular component: membrane. The coding region runs from base 1 to 1605 and encodes 534 amino acids.